Messenger RNA from Mytilus californianus (California mussel), 1893 nucleotides. RefSeq lists its product as uncharacterized. Lineage: Eukaryota; Metazoa; Mollusca; Bivalvia; Mytilida; Mytilidae. The transcript has 4 exons. The record is from RefSeq and is a predicted model, not a curated record. Gene Ontology annotation, molecular function: zinc ion binding. The coding region runs from base 50 to 1690 and encodes 546 amino acids.
CAUAUCUGACAUUGUAAAGUACUUAAGCGAAAAAAAUACAUCUGGUAAAAUGAAGGAGAUUCUCCAAGACUAUAAAAUUGGCAAGGCUUAUGAAUAUUUUAAAAAUGGAUUCUUGCAACAAAUAUUCUAUCAUGACAUUGAUGCAAGAUCCAAGAACUGUUUUCUAAGAGCAAAAUGUGUGCCUUCACAAAAAAUAAAAGAAGAAGAACAUGAUGUCUGGGUGUGUGUUGAGAAAGCAACAGGAGAAAUUGGAUCCUCAUACUGCACAUGCACAGCAGGUUUGGGAAGAACAUGUAAUCAUGUCGCUGGACUCCUUUUCCGAGUUGAGGCUGCAAACAAACUAGGUGCAUCUGCAUGUACUUCCCUCCCCUGCACAUGGAAAGUACCGUCAAGAAUAAAGGGAGUGAAGCCAACUAAAAUUAAAGAUUUGAGAAUCUUCAAGUCAAGACAUGGACAAUCAGAUAGUAAAAGACCUUUAGUUUGCCAGUCCAAGUUGCAGUACCAGCCCAUACCUGAAAGUAGAGACAACCUGGACACUUUUUCAGCAGUACUCAAGAAGUCUAUCCCAAAUGCUUGUAUUUUCAAAGGUUUUGUCACAGAAAGUGUAGAAGAAACAGUAACCAAACCAGUUAGUGAAGACAUCACAGCCUACACAAUACAAGACAUUAAAACAAAAUGUAACAACCAAACUGACUUUUUAAGCAACAUGCCAAAGUAUACUCAGAGUGAAAUUCAAAAAGUAAUGCGUUCUACGGUUGGUCAGUGCAGCAAUGAAAAAUGGCAUGAAAUAAGAUCGGGUCGUCUGACAUCAUCGAAUUUCUACGAAAUACAUACAAAAGUGCAGAGUUAUAAGAAAAAAGAGGGUGUUACUUUUGAUCCAUUAAUUUCACGACUCAUGGGAUACAAAAAGUUAAAUCCUAACAUAAGGUCUCUUAAGCAUGGGCGAGAAAUGGAACCAGAAGCCAAAUCGUGUUACCUUGUGGGUAUGAAGAAAGCAGGCCACACAGAUGUUAUUAUUACAGAAUGUGGAAUAUUUCUUGAUAAUGACAUGACUUAUCUUGGGGCUAGCCCUGAUUUACUCGUUGAUUGUGCUUGUUGUGGCUCAGGUGUUGUUGAAAUUAAAUGUCCUCUUGUUCCAAAAUGUGGCAAAUGUACAACAUUUUGCAGUUGUUCUAUUCCAGACUAUUUGUAUGUUGAUGGAACUAAGUACAGUUUAAAAAAAAAACACAAAUAUUAUGGCCAAAUUCAAGGCCAGUUAGCAAUAACUGGAAGGAAAUAUUGUGACUUUUUUAUAUAUACAUGUAAUGGAACAUUUUGUCAGAGAAUUGUUUUUGACAAACCUUAUUAUGAGGAAAUUGUUGAUAGUUUAAAAUUAUUUUUUGAAAAAUAUUUUGUUCCUGAACUAUUUUCUGGUGAACUUAAAAUGCAAACUGCUUCAAAUCUACAGGAGGUGUGUACCAGGAACAACAGCAGUCCUAUAGAGGACCAAAUGGAGUUUGAAACAACAUAUUUUUGUCCAUCAUGUAAUCACAUUGUGAAAAACUCUGAAAAUGUUGAAAAUUUUAUUGAUCAUAGUAUUUGCUGUGAUAUUUGUGACUUGUGGUAUCAUUUCAGAUGUGUAAAUGUAACAAAAAAGGUAGCAUCAAAGUUACAGCAGUGGGUUUGCAAAAAAUGCACUCAAAGUAAUUAAAUAUAAUUUGUCAUACAGAAUGCAUGAUGUACAUGUACAAAUAAUUGAAACUUUAAUUUUUAGAAGAAUGCAGUUACUAUAUAUGCAUUAUCAAAUAAUUUUACCUGAAUAUGUACCUGUAGAAAAGAUUUAAUUUUCAUAUAUAAAUUAUGCUAUACUUUAUAAAAAUAAGGAGAUGUGGUAUUGUUUAGCUCCAAUAGAUU